AUGAAUUAAUAAUUCAAAUGGUUAAAGUAACGUCCUACAAAAGGCUUGGCCUUUCCAACAUCAAGAGAGGGAGCUACACUCACUUACAUUCCUAAAUAUCAAAGUGUAGUUUUAUUUGGGGGAAUUUGUAAUGGAAGAUUAAAUGAAAUAAUGAUUUUUGAUAUUCAAAAAGAUGAAUGGAAAGUAUAGUAAACUCAAGGUAGACAACCUUCACCAAGAUGUUAUCAUAGUGGUUUUUAUGAUGGUAAUAAAUAAAUAUUUAUUAUUUUUAGAAAAUUAGAAUGUCAUCUACUAUUAUGGUGGAUAAGCAGAUAAAGGUAGAUCUUUAACUGAUUUUUAUUGCUUAAGCUUUUAGAAUUUUGUAUGGAAGAGACUAUUUCUAUUAGAAAGUCCUCCAAAUAGACAUAAUCAUACUAUGUGUGAUUUACCUGGAAUGGAAAAGAUCAUUUUUGGAGGAGCAUGUUUACCUGAAGAUUUAAUGUAUAAUGAUGUUUGGAUAUUUAAUUAUUCAGCCAUUCAAUUUACAAAUCAAUAAGAAAUCCCUGGAGCUGUAGCAACUAAGAAAAAUUGUAAAGGAGAACAUCCUACUCCAAGAUAAGGACAUGGUGCUGUAGUAUAUUAAAAUAAUAUGUUUGUUUUUGGUGGUAAAUGCUCAGAUGAAACUACUUAAUUAUAUAAGCUUUCUUUGGAUAAUUAUUAAUGGAAAAGAAUAUUACAUUUAGGUAAGGCACCAGGUACAAGAGCAUUCUUUUCAACAAGUUUGGUUAAGGAUAAUGUUAUAAUAUUUGGUGGAAUUGAUAAUGUAGCUAAUAAAGUUCUAAAUGAAACUUAUUUAUUAAAUUUAACUGAUUAUCAUUGGAGUUCUCCAUUUACUGCUGGACCUAUUCCUUCUCCAAGAUAUUCACAUUGUAGUUGUUAAAUAGAAGAUAUCAUUUUAAUUAUGGGAGGAAUAGAACAGACUUAUUGCUCUAUGGAUAUGUAUUUUUUAUCUUAAGGAUCUAUAAAUUCAAAUGCUGAAUGGGAACAAUUAAAAGAACCAACUGAAUUGGAAAAAUAAACUAAUGAUGCAGCCAAUUAAAUUAUAAUGGAAGGCAAAAUGUAUUUGAAUUAAAUAGAAGAAGCAAUGAUGAAGGAAAGAUAAAAAAUAACUGAUCUUUAAAAAGAGGUUUAAAAUUUAUAAGAAGAAGCUGAUAAUCUUGAUAUACAUAUCAAAAAGUAAACAGCAAUAGUAAUGAGUGAACAUUAAAAAGCAUAACAAAAUAAUAAAAAUAAAGAAAUUGCUAUUGAAACUAUCUUUUUAAUGAUUAAAUAGGAAUAAACACUUACAAAAUAACUUAAUUAUAAAUGUCAACAAUUAGAAGAAUGCAUAUAAAAUUCAUAUCCAUUAUUACAUACUCUUGAUUAAUUCUAUUAAUCAAUUAGAUAAAGUAUAUUAAUAUAAUAAAUUUAAAGUUUAAGGUUCUGAUCCUGCUGAUCUCAAAGUUAAAAAAAUGGCUGAUUAAUUUGCAAAUGAUAUUCAAAAGGCAAAAGAAGCUUAAGUUGAAUCUCUUAGCAAUAUUUAUUCCAUUUAUUAAAAAUUUACAGCAUUAUCAAAUAGAAAUGAAGUUGAAUUGAAUUAAUGGCGAGACAAUGUUAAAGAUAUGAAUAAUGAUUUUGAAUAAUUAAUAUUUGAGACUGAACAUGAUUGA
Messenger RNA from Paramecium pentaurelia, 1688 nucleotides. Lineage: Eukaryota; Ciliophora; Oligohymenophorea; Peniculida; Parameciidae. The record is from the annotation of a GenBank genome assembly.